AUGCCGAAGCGUCACCGCCAGCCGGAGCCGAUCGACAUCGAAAGUACGGCCCAUCACCGGAGCAACCUCGAGUGCUACGGCAAGAGUUUGCGUAGCAGUGAUGCGAGCUUGAAGAACUCGACGUCUCUUCGAGCUUCCUCGGCUGCCGCUGGGACUGAGCGCGCCGACACCGUUUACUCCCCAGGUGAGAUAGAGUUGGCCGAGAAGACCCGCAAGAGAGCCAAGGACUUCCCUGCCACGCCCGAGUCACUGGUGCGACACCGCCGGCAACUGCAGGCGCACGCCAAGCGACGUCGCAUCUCGUUCGACAAGGAUGGCCAACCUGUCGACGAUGACAACAUCUCGGGAGAGGCGGCGCUGAGCGCGCAGCAGAGGCUCCCUGUGCUGAUGACUGGUAGGGUUGGUUUUCCACCUCUUCCAGGCCGAGCUUCUUCGGCUGCAUCGAAAGGACUCGAUCUCGCCAGUCACGACGAAGAGGAGGAUGAUGAUGACAUCGACUUCAGCUCCAACGACUACGUUGGAGACGAUGGUAACCAACUUAGCAGCGAUGACUCUGCGCUCGGCGACGGAAGCGACGGCGACAGCGCUGCGGCGGAGGAAGAGGCGGAGCUGCGCCAGCUACGGAAGUCGGUGGCUGCUGCGGCUGCUGCUGCUACCCAGCGACGCCAGAAGAUAGGCGAAGGUGAGAAAGACAGCAGUGACAGUGGCGAGGAGGAUGAGGUGCCCGAUGAUAGUAGCCCGCUGGGCAGCAGCGACGAUGACUCGAGGCACUCCUCAGAUGUGGAUGAGGAGGGCGAGUCGAACAAUGACUUGUCCGACUUUGGCAGGGAGCAGGGUAGCGACGAGGAGAGCGAGGAGGAAGAGGAGAACAGCGCUGGUGGUGUUUGGGACACGCGGCGUCGCGGUGGCGGCGUCGCCGCUGGGCAGUGCAGCGGCGAGUCCGACGAUGACGACGAUGGUGAUGGUCUUGUGACUGUCGACUUUGGCGUGUUUGACAUGGAGGCAUCGAACGUCGACGGGCUUCUCCACCUGAUGGAUCAGCUCUGCCCCGACCGAAUGAACGAGGUGGACCGUGAUGAGCUGGGGUUGGCACUGUACGAGAGCCCCUUCACCAGCGUUGUGCGCCUGCAGAACAACGGCGAAGACGCCACAGGGGAGGAGGAGCAAGAGUUCUAUGGCCUUUCCUCUGUGCUAGACCUCGCACACGGGCAGUCGCUUUACCCCGCGGCACUGCGUCCGCUCUGUGGGCUAUUGCAGCAGCGCGUGUGGCGGCAGGCAGCAGCAGGCAUUCCACCGACAGACAUUUUGACGAGCGUCGUGGACGGCGGCCCCGCCGCGUCGUCGCGCGCCAAGUGCCUUCUGCUCAUCUCCGAGUACAUUCGAAACAUCCCGCUGGAGCUGACGGUGCAGAUUCUCGAGGAUGUGCUUGAUCGCCUAGAUGCCGCCGGCCAGCAGGAGCGAAAAAAGAUUCAAACACAGACGGCGGGGGAGGCCAUGGCGACGCACGAGCAUCCCAUCUUUGCAACGCACCCAAGCAUGUUUGCCGUACUGGCGAAGGUCCAGCGUGCCACAGAUGCGCCGGUGACACUGCCGAAGCAUGCCAUACCAUCCUCAUCUGGCGGCGGCUCUGAAGGAGCUGGGAGUGGUGGCGACGCAGCCGCUGCAGCUCACCGGAAACAUCACAAUGGUGGAAACCAUAAAACUAAGAAAGGGAGCGAGGGGGCUAGUAGAAGUGGCAGCGGUGGUGCGAUGGGUGCCCCCGAGUCCCCACUCGACCUUACACACUACAUCUUCUGGCGCGAAGAGGACAGCAUUCUCUAUGAGUUCCGUGACAAGCGGGUUGCCACCCUCGUCUACCGCUGCCGUCCGCAGUAUGACGGCCAGCCGGAGCACGAAAUACCACUCUCCAUCCUCUUUGUGCUGCAAUACGGCGCUGCGCGGCAGGCGGUGGACGAGAUGCGGCGGCGGCAAACGGUCAACGCAGCCGUGGAGCGAUACUGA
Leishmania mexicana MHOM/GT/2001/U1103 is the source of this 2001-nucleotide messenger RNA. RefSeq lists its product as hypothetical. The transcript has a single exon. The coding region runs from base 1 to 2001 and encodes 666 amino acids. The record is from RefSeq and is a predicted model, not a curated record. Lineage: Eukaryota; Euglenozoa; Kinetoplastea; Trypanosomatida; Trypanosomatidae. Gene Ontology annotation, cellular component: nucleus.